AUUUGUAUUUUUCUUUAAUUUGUUGUCUAUUCAAAUGGUGACAAUCAUUAUAGUCACCUUUACAUUGUUUAAGGAUUUAGAGGUGUGUACAGUGUGUGUUCACUGUCAAUUGGGUGUACUGACACAUCACUUCACUGAGAUCUGAUCUUCUUUCUGAUGAUUAUAAAUUGUUGAUAGAACUACCAGUAUUCUCUAAUCGAAGUUCAAUUAACAAUUGCGUUUUCAUGGAAUUCAGGAAUGGCUACCAGAGAAAUCAAGUCACCUGAAGUUCUUCCCGAGGCCACCUCGGCUAGUCUGGGGGAGAAUUCUGAUUCAUUUCGGAGAAAGAAGCUCGGAAUGUACUUCAUUGAAUCCGAUGACAGACGGACAGCUUUUGGUGGUGGUUAUACUGGUGGUGGAACUACUCCGGUUAACAUUCACGGGAAGCCCAUUGCCGAUUUAUCCAAGACGGGUGGUUGGAUUGCCGCCUUCUUCAUUUUUGGGAAUGAAAUGGCAGAGAGAAUGGCUUACUUUGGCCUCUCGGUUAAUAUGGUUGCAUUUAUGUUCUAUGUUAUGCAUCGACCCUUUUCAAGUUCAGCAAAUGCAGUCAACAAUUUCUUGGGAAUAUCACAAGCAUCUUCGGUGCUUGGUGGUUUUCUAGCCGAUGCAUAUCUUGGUCGAUAUUGGACAAUUGCAAUUUUCACAACAAUUUAUCUUGCGGGUUUGACAGGAAUAACCUUAUGCGCAACGAUGAACAUUUUUGUGCCAAACCAAGAGUGUAGUCAGAUAAGCCUACUUUGGGGCAAUUGUGAACCUGCAAAACCAUGGCAGAUGCUUUACCUUUACACAGUUCUUUAUGUGACUGGAUUUGGAGCGGCGGGUAUAAGGCCAUGUGUUUCUUCCUUUGGUGCUGAUCAAUUUGAUGAAAGAAGUAGAGAUUACAAGACCCAUUUGGAUAGAUUUUUCAACUUCUUUUAUCUUUCUGUCACCAUUGGGGCGAUUGUGGCCUUCACUGCAGUAGUCUAUAUUCAAAUGGAACAUGGAUGGGGAUCUGCCUUUGGUUCAUUGGCCAUAGCUAUGGGAAUGUCGAACAUGGUCUUCUUUCUUGGUACUCCUUUAUACAGGCACAGAUUACCUGGAGGAAGCCCUCUGACACGUGUUGCGCAAGUCCUAGUCGCUGCCUUUCGCAAGAGAAAUGCCUCUUUUGAUUGCAGUGAGUUUAUAGGCCUAUAUGAAGUUCCUGGCAAACGGUCUGCUAUAAAGGGUAGUGGCAAGAUAGCUCACACAAAUGACUUCAGAUUUUUGGACAAGGCAGCUCUGCAACUGAAGGAAGAUGGUGCUGAUCCAAGUCCUUGGCGGCUUUGCACUGUGACGCAAGUAGAAGAAGUUAAGAUUCUUUGGAAACUGAUCCCUAUUCCAACUUGCACCAUAAUGCUGAGUCUAGUUUUAACAGAAUAUUUGACUCUAUCAGUACAACAAGCAUAUACACUGAACACCUACAUGGGUAAUCUGAAACUUCCUGUUACAUGUAUGCCUGUCUUUCCCGGUCUCAGCAUCUUUCUUCUACUUUCCCUCUAUUACUCCAUAUUUGUCCCCUUGUCCCGGCGCAUCACAGGUCAUCCUCAUGGAGCCUCUCAACUUCAAAGGGUAGGAAUAGGUUUGGCGAUUUCAAUCCUAUCUGUGGCAUGGGCUGGGGUGUUCGAGAGGUACAGAAGAAAUUAUGCGAUAGAACAUGGAUAUGAGGCUAGUUUUCUGACUUCAAUGCCGGACCUUAGUGCAUACUGGCUGUUAAUCCAGUAUGUCCUAAUUGGGCUUGCUGAAGUAUUCUGCAUUGUGGGAUUACUAGAAUUCCUCUACGAGGAGGCUCCUGAUGCCAUGAGAAGUAUAGGCUCAGCUUAUUCUGCCGUUGCUGGUGGUUUAGGUUGCUUUGGAGCCACUUUGUUGAACAGCAUUAUCAAAUCUGUAACCGGGAACGAAAAGGAAAGGCAACCAUGGCUUUCCCAAAACAUCAACACCGGAAGGUUUGAUUACUUCUAUUGGCUUCUUACAGUUUUGAGUGUAAUCAACUUCUGUGCUUUUCUGUAUUCAGCGCGUAGGUAUCGAUACAGAGCAAAACAGGAAAUUGAGAUGGAGAACAAGUAAAUUGUUCUCUCCCAUUUAGUCAGUAGCCUUCUGUGAGAUGACAAUUUGUGAAACAUAAACUGCAGGUUUUUUUUUUUUUUUUUUUAGUUGGGGAUUGCAUCUAUAAUCAUUGGCAAAAAUAUUGUAUUGUGUCUUGAUUGUUGUUGUUGAAUAGAUGAUAGAGUGAGGACAUUGUAGAACAAUCAGUGAGCAUCAAUUCUAUGUAAAAUCAGAAUUUACCCACCAUAAUAAAUUCUUAUUGUUGUUAGCAGUUAGAAAUUUUAAA
Molecule: messenger RNA, 2386 nt
Organism: Cornus florida
Lineage: Eukaryota; Viridiplantae; Streptophyta; Magnoliopsida; Cornales; Cornaceae
Product: protein NRT1/ PTR FAMILY 6.1-like
Exons: 5
Coding region: 238-2121 (627 amino acids)
Biological process (GO): oligopeptide transport; transmembrane transport
Cellular component (GO): membrane
Molecular function (GO): transmembrane transporter activity
Source: RefSeq, a predicted model, not a curated record